AUGGAGCCAAAUUUAAGAAUCACCCUCUCAAAAAAGCUAAUCAGCUUCAAGGAACUCGAGAAGAACCUUUCUCUGAAAAUUAACAAUUUGAGAAUAUCCUCGGCAAGAGUUGUCAUCAACAAGAUGUAUUAUACACUAUGGGAGACAGAUGGAGGAUAUCGAUUGAACAUUAACGGAGUGCCAACUGAAGAUAUCGUCACUGAUAAGAGAUGGCGCUGGGUUAUACGACUGAACGAAAACGAAAAGUAUUGUGCAUGGAUUGAUAGAGGGGAUGACACUGAGAUGAACAUCUGGUUUGAGGAAAGAGAAACUUGGAGAGGGCACUUCAGAAUUAAUCGUCUUAGUACUGCUACUCCAUUGGCAUGGUAUGAAGGACCAGUUGGGCAAGAGGAUUAA
Messenger RNA from Caenorhabditis briggsae, 396 nucleotides. The coding region runs from base 1 to 396 and encodes 131 amino acids. NCBI's taxonomy places the organism in Eukaryota, Metazoa, Nematoda, Chromadorea, Rhabditida, Rhabditidae. The record is from RefSeq and is a predicted model, not a curated record. The transcript has 3 exons.